GCCCACACAUCUGCCCCAUCGUUGCAGGGAACCCUCACCAUCCCCAGACAGGUGAUGGUGUUCAUCAGCAGGAAGAGUCGCUGUUGCAGGGAGCCAGGGAAUCUCCUAAGCAGAGAGUCCUCAAAAGGGGCCGUGCCGUCCUUCCUUGAGAGCAGCCAGCCUUCAAUAAGUUUCCACCACGGCCUACUUUUCAGUAUGGGAUCCAAGUUUUAAUUUCACGCAGGUAGAGGUCUGUGUUGAUGCCGUGGGCCAGUGCGCAGGAGCUGGGCUUCUGCUCUCCAGCAAUCCUUAAGUAAGCGUUCCUCGAGUGGCCCAGGGGGCUUUCCAGGCGGGUGUGGGUGUCUGAGCUCCUCAGCCUCUCUGCUGCAAUAUCCAGGGGUGCGUCCCCCCUUUUCCGAUUCUUGACGUCAAGCUCUGACAGCGCGAAGCCUCGCAAGGGCGGUGGAGAGCAGAGGGAUGGUGGCAGGGAGGGGAAGCCAUUGCAGCAACAGCUUGUGGGAGGGAGCUGGACGUCUCUAGGUGGAGAAAAACCGGGAGCGAGGGCCAGAGUAGGGGAGGAAGGAGACCUGCCGGUUUAGGGAGCCUCUUGCUGCAAAGAGGGGCGGGGAGAGGCGGGGGCGCUGCAUGCAACGCGCUGGCUCCAGCGGUGCCCGCGGGGAAUGUGACAUCAGCGGCGCCGGGCGCUUGCGGCUGGAGAAGGCAGCUCGCCUCGGCUGCGCGGUGCACACCUCGCCCGGGGGAGGACGCGGACCCCGGCAGGCGGCCGGGAUGUCGGCGAAGGAGAGGCCAAAGGGCAAAGUGAUCAAGGACAGCGUGACCCUCUUGCCCUGCUUCUAUUUCGUGGAGUUGCCUAUAUUGGCAUCAUCGGUGGUUAGCCUGUAUUUCCUUGAACUCACAGAUGUCUUCAAACCUGUGCACUCUGGAUUUAGCUGCUAUGAUCGGAGUCUUAGCAUGCCAUAUAUUGAACCAACCCAAGAGGCAAUUCCAUUCCUCAUGUUGCUUAGCUUGGCUUUCGCCGGACCUGCAAUUACGAUUAUGGUAGGGGAAGGAAUUCUCUACUGUUGCCUGUCCAAAAGAAGAAAUGGUGUUGGACUGGAGCCCAACAUUAAUGCCGGAGGCUGCAACUUCAACUCCUUCCUUAGAAGAGCCGUCAGAUUUGUUGGCGUUCAUGUGUUUGGACUGUGCUCUACAGCUCUCAUUACAGAUAUCAUACAGCUCUCCACAGGCUAUCAGGCGCCAUACUUUCUAACCGUGUGCAAGCCAAACUACACCUCCCUGAAUGUGUCUUGCAAAGAAAAUUCCUACAUUGUGGAAGAUAUUUGCUCAGGAUCUGACCUUACAGUGAUCAACAGUGGCAGAAAAUCAUUCCCUUCUCAACAUGCGACCCUCGCUGCCUUUGCUGCUGUGUACGUUUCGAUGUACUUCAAUUCCACAUUAACGGAUUCCUCUAAGCUUCUGAAACCUCUCUUGGUCUUCACAUUUAUCAUCUGUGGGAUCAUCUGUGGGCUAACACGGAUAACUCAGUAUAAGAACCACCCAGUUGAUGUCUAUUGUGGCUUUUUAAUAGGAGGAGGAAUUGCUCUGUACUUGGGCCUGUAUGCUGUGGGAAAUUUUCUGCCUAGUGAAGAGAGUAUGUUUCAGCACAGAGAAGCCCUCAGGUCUCUGACAGACCUCAACCAAGACCCCAGCAGAGUAUUAUCUGCUAAAAAUGGCAGCAGCAGUGAUGGAAUUGCUCACACAGAAGGCAUCCUCAACCGAAAUCACAGAGAUGCCAGCUCACUGACAAACCUCAAAAGGGCAAACGCUGAUGUAGAAAUCAUCACUCCACGGAGUCCCAUGGGGAAGGAGAACAUGGUUACCUUUAGCAAUACCCUACCUAGAGCCAACACCCCAUCCGUAGAAGACCCUGUCAGACGAAAUGCCACCAUUCAUGCCUCUAUGGAUUCUGCUCGAUCAAAGCAGCUUCUCACCCAGUGGAAGAAUAAGAAUGAAAGCCGCAAGUUGUCCCUGCAAGUUAUAGAGACUGAGCCUGGACAGUCACCACCCAGAUCCAUAGAAAUGAGGUCAAGCUCAGAGCCCUCCAGAGUAGGGGUGAAUGGAGACCACCAUCCUCCCAGCAAUCAGUACCUCAAGAUCCAGCCUGGCACUGUCCCCGGAUGUAACAAUAGCAUGCCUGGAGGACCAAGAGUGUCCAUCCAGUCCCGCCCUGGGUCCUCGCAGUUAGUGCACAUCCCCGAGGAGACGCAGGAAAACAUAAGCACCUCUCCCAAAAGCAGCUCUGCUCGGGCCAAGUGGUUGAAAGCUGCAGAGAAGACCGUGGCCUGUAAUAGAAGCAACAGCCAGCCCCGAAUAAUGCAAGUAAUAGCAAUGUCCAAGCAGCAGGGUGUCCUGCAAAGCAGCCCCAAGAACACCGAAGGCAGCACUGUCUCCUGCACUGGCUCCAUCCGCUACAAAACCUUGACAGACCACGAACCCAGUGGGAUCGUAAGAGUUGAGGCUCACCCGGAGAACAACAGGCCCAUCAUACAGAUCCCAUCUACCGAAGGCGAAGGUAGUGGCUCCUGGAAAUGGAAAGCCCCUGAAAAGGGCAGCCUUCGCCAAACUUACGAGCUCAACGAUCUCAACAGGGACUCAGAAAGCUGUGAGUCCCUGAAAGACAGUUUUGGCUCUGGAGAUCGCAAGAGAAGCAACAUAGAUAACAAUGAGCAUCACCACCAUGGAAUCACCACUAUCCGUGUCACCCCAGUAGAGGGCAGUGAAAUUGGUUCAGAGACGCUCUCUGUUUCUUCUUCCCGCGACUCUACCCUGCGGAGAAAGGGCAACAUCAUCUUAAUCCCUGAAAGAAGUAACAGCCCGGAAAACACGAGAAAUAUCUUCUACAAGGGAACCUCCCCAACACGGGCUUAUAAGGAUUGAGUGAUGGGAUUCAAUCCCUUGAGCGACCCCCCCCCC
This is a messenger RNA of Panthera uncia (snow leopard), 2952 nucleotides long. It is a transcript of the gene PLPPR4, whose product is annotated as phospholipid phosphatase related 4. Gene Ontology annotation, biological process: phospholipid dephosphorylation; signal transduction; axonogenesis. The transcript has 7 exons. Lineage: Eukaryota; Metazoa; Chordata; Mammalia; Carnivora; Felidae. The record is from RefSeq and is a predicted model, not a curated record. Bases 625 to 2916 code for a protein of 763 amino acids. Gene Ontology annotation, molecular function: phosphatidate phosphatase activity.